UUAUAAGGCCCCCACUGAGCCAGAAACCACUCAGAUAUACUCGGCACUCCGAGCUAGCAAGUUAUCUCUCGUUAUAAAAAACAACCACUUUGUUUAUUUCGGAGAUUGUGAUAAUCAGAGUGUCAGUUUGUGAUAAUCAAUCAUUUGAUUUUUAUCUUUUUAUUUGAAAUUUUAAAAAACUUUCAACGUUAAUCAACAAUAUGUCUCCACACACUACCGCUUAUGCAGUUGCUGGUGGCAUGGAGUACGAAGAGCCGGUGUCCAGGACUUACCAGUACCGGAAAGUAAUGAAGCCAAUGUUGGAGCGCAAACGUCGGGCCAGGAUCAACCGCUGCCUGGACGAGCUCAAGGACCUGAUGGUGAACGCGCUCCAAGCUGAGGGUGAGAACGUCGCAAAACUCGAAAAGGCCGACAUCCUCGAGCUGACAGUUCGCCACCUUCACUCGCUGAGAGCCGCCAAAAGAUUGACUCUCACUCCUGAAAAUACCUACGCAGACAAGUUUCGCGAAGGAUUCACCCAGUGCGCUCAAGAAGUUUCUACUUUUUUGCAAACAACAGUGACCAGUGUUCACCCAGUGGCCGGUGCUCAGCUCAUUCGCCAUCUCGGUGGCUGCCUCCGUCGGCUGGAAGGACCUGUCAACCCCAACGCCGUUCACCAACAAUCCACUCCAGUGGUUCAACAGCAGCAGCAUCAACACAAUCACCAACAGCAGCUUCCUCCUGCAAUUAUUCCUGCAAAUACUACGACUGACAUCACCAAGGUACCACAGAACGUCUACACCCCGCCUCAAAGUCCAAUGAGCGUCGCGAGCUCCUCAGGUGACUCCAGUGAAUCAACAUCUGUCUGGCGUCCAUGGUGAAUAAUUUAUUUCGGUAAUAAAUUUGUUGUUACUGAUAAAGUUCAUGAUGAUACCAAGGAUCUACUGCGACUGGGAUACGCUGGUGGUACCAAUAAGGCUGACGGGCAAAGCGCUGCAACUUGAAAUAACCGGACAACAACUGCUGCUCCAAUCCGGGAUAGUAAAUAAUAUAAGAAGAUAAUUAAAAUUAUUAACAUUUAUUUUAUAAAGAUUUAAAAUUAAUUGUUAAGCGACAAAUCAACGUCUUCCAAUUCUGUUAUUAAUUUUCUUGCAAUUUCGUGAUUUAAUUAUUUCAUUUUAGUAUAAAUUUAUUAAAAUUUUUUUCAUUUUUCUUUGAUAUUAGCUUUCAUUGAUUAUGAAUAAUUGUUUUUUUGAUUUUUAAAAUAUCAAAAUAUUGUAUGGGUGAUGAAGCUUUAAGUAAUGUCUGUGAUAGGGUUUUUCGUACCUGAGAUUACUAUUUUCUCAUAUAAAAUAAAAUAUUAAAAUAUAAUAUUAUAGAAGUUAACUUGUUAUGUUUAAGAAGCUUUUUAGCCUUACCACAUUUAUAUAUUGAUUUGAUAAAAAAAAAAUCCACAUUUUUAAAAAACACUGAUUAUUAUUUUUGAAUAAAAUAAUCGUUAAAUAUAAC
This is a messenger RNA of Cotesia glomerata, 1488 nucleotides long. Its product is annotated as enhancer of split mbeta protein-like. The coding region runs from base 201 to 860 and encodes 219 amino acids. Gene Ontology annotation, molecular function: protein dimerization activity; DNA-binding transcription factor activity, RNA polymerase II-specific; RNA polymerase II cis-regulatory region sequence-specific DNA binding. The record is from RefSeq and is a predicted model, not a curated record. Gene Ontology annotation, cellular component: nucleus. Gene Ontology annotation, biological process: anterior/posterior pattern specification; regulation of neurogenesis; regulation of transcription by RNA polymerase II. The transcript has a single exon. NCBI's taxonomy places the organism in Eukaryota, Metazoa, Arthropoda, Insecta, Hymenoptera, Braconidae.